AUGGCAAGUUCCGUUCAUAGUGCUGCAUGGCAGUAUUCCGCCCCCAUGGGUCCGGACAUCACCAGUAGUCCAAGCAACCGGGAAAGCUCCCCAAUCUACAGCACCGCGGCCGUGGUUACGAACCGGCUGGAUGCUAAAGUUUUUGCGUUUUACGUGAAACAGGCGGGUCCAUGGCUUGACAUUGCAUCGUCAGAUCGCCAUUUUGGAGAGACGGUUCCCAAACUGGCUCUCGUCACUCCCGUCUUAUUCUAUGCUUGCCUCGCAUAUGCGUCGCGCGUCCUGGUACUCAUGAAAGAGCUAGACCGGUCCGAGGGCGAUCGGUACCACGACCAAGCCAUAACCGCAUUAAUUCCACAACUCUCUACCGAGUCAGCGGCGCUGAAAAACGAGGCUCUGCUUGCAACUGUCGUUAUCCUACGAAUGUCCGAGCAAUUCUACGAGGUCCAAAAUGACAUGCAAUGCCACCUGCUGGGAGCAACAUCGCUAUUUGCUGGCAGCAAUAGAUGGUCUCUCGAGCAGCCUUCUUUGGAGGUUGCAUCAUUCUGGGUCUACAUACGCCAGAAUAUUCGAAUGUGUUUCUUGAACGAGCAGCCGUGCCAAUUUGACUUGGAUGCUUCUGCGCUGAGCAUCUCAUAUUCUCCGGCACCGGAAACGAUCUGGGCUAAUCGCAUCACAUAUCUAGCGGCACGAAUAUGUAAUGAAUGCUGGAAAGUCCCGACUGGAACGGGUCUCACGACCGGCCCGAAGGAGUCAUGGGACAAUUACGACCACUUACAAUCAUCUAUCGAACGGUGGGGACAAAGUGUGCCAGACAGCUUCCAGCCAUGGUGUCAUAUUCAAGACGAAUUUGAGCCGUUUCCUAUCGUUCGAUAUGUUAGCGUGUGGCACGCCAUUGCGUGGCAAUAUUACUAUAUAUGUAAAGUCAUGCUUGCACUAUAUGGUCGGCGUCAGACCGCAUGCGUGUCUCUCCUUGAAAUCAAUCAAUACAUGGAAUCCCAAGUGUUAACUCCUGCUCGACUGGUCUGUGGCAUAACGUUUUCCUGUGAUGACGUGGGGGCGGUCAUCAACGGCUCGCAUCUUGCUGCAUGGUGCGGGCAGCUCUUCUCCGGCAAGGAAGAACAGAGGCGCCUGCUUAGCUUUCUUCAAAACUUUAUGCAUCAGACCAAGUGGCCGAACGGGACCUGUUGUGAUCGUUUGCAGAGGAUCUGGGCCGGGCCCAAUCAGCCCUGGAUUGUGAGGUCGGCAACAUAA
This is a messenger RNA of Penicillium riverlandense, 1251 nucleotides long. RefSeq lists its product as uncharacterized. Bases 1 to 1251 code for a protein of 416 amino acids. NCBI's taxonomy places the organism in Eukaryota, Fungi, Ascomycota, Eurotiomycetes, Eurotiales, Aspergillaceae. Gene Ontology annotation, cellular component: nucleus. Gene Ontology annotation, molecular function: transcription cis-regulatory region binding; DNA-binding transcription factor activity. The transcript has 5 exons. Gene Ontology annotation, biological process: positive regulation of transcription by RNA polymerase II. The record is from RefSeq and is a predicted model, not a curated record.